Molecule: messenger RNA, 396 nt
Organism: Phaedon cochleariae (mustard beetle)
Lineage: Eukaryota; Metazoa; Arthropoda; Insecta; Coleoptera; Chrysomelidae
Source: the annotation of a GenBank genome assembly
AUGGCUGACGAAGAAUUCGACGAAAACGAUGUGGGGGACGAAUUUGACGACGACGUUGAAGACGAUAACAUUGAGGAAUUGGAACAACCUGAAGAAGAUGGUGACAACAUUGAUAUUCUCGCUCCCGGCCAGGCAGGUGGUGGAGUACCGAAAAGUAAACGGAUAACAACAAAAUACAUGACGAAAUAUGAAAGAGCUAGAGUGUUGGGCACCAGAGCCCUUCAGAUAGCUAUGUGUGCACCUGUGAUGGUUGAGUUAGAUGGUGAAACUGAUCCAUUGCAGAUUGCCAUGAAGGAACUGAAGCAACGUAAAAUUCCAAUAAUUAUUCGAAGAUAUUUACCUGACCAUUCCUAUGAGGACUGGGGUAUUGAUGAGCUCAUCAUUAUAGAUCAUUAA